Molecule: messenger RNA, 1113 nt
Organism: Beta vulgaris subsp. vulgaris (sugar beet)
Lineage: Eukaryota; Viridiplantae; Streptophyta; Magnoliopsida; Caryophyllales; Amaranthaceae
Exons: 6
Coding region: 103-930 (275 amino acids)
Source: RefSeq, a predicted model, not a curated record
CGCAGGCUGCAUGUACAACAUGUCACAGGAUUCAUUUUUAUGACGCUAUCUGCUGCUCAAUUUUCUCUUUCCUAGGCGGCGAACAAAGCUUGAGUUUUAGGGAUGACGACAUUGCGGUUUCUGUCACAUCCUAUAUCACUUGCUAAACCGUUCCUUGCUUCCACUCUCACUCCGAGCUGCAAUUUCUUGUUUCGGCAAAAUACUUCGCAAUGUUCUUCUCCGUUUUUCUGGAGAUGCCAAAAAUAUUCUGACGGUAGUACAUCAUCAUCAUCAUCAUCAUCAAUCAACGUUUUUACUGAUACCGUUCCCAAUUCUUCUGGUGUAGAUGAUGUACUAAAGGGUUAUUUGUUUGGCCAGAAAAAGGCAACUGAAGUUGCUCAUCUGGUAUGGGAGCUUGUGGUUCAAAAGGGUGAUACAGUUGUUGAUGCUACUUGUGGUAAUGGCAAUGAUACCUUAGCAUUGUCCAAAUUGGUCAUAGAUGAUUUGGCAGAGGGGUGCAUAUAUGCGUUGGAUGCUCAGGAAGAUGCCAUAAAAAAUACUUCGUCCUUACUUGACCUGUCGCUUGAUCCAAACCAGAGAAAGUCUGUCAAGAUUUUUCAAAUAUGUCACAGUAGAAUGGAGGAAGUGCUUCCUAAGAAUAGAUCUGUGAGGCUGGUUGCAUUCAAUUUGGGCUACCUUCCAGGAGGUGACAAGAGAAUAAUCACAAGUUCAGCUUCAACUCUGCUAGCACUUGAGGCAGCAAAGGAUUUGUUACUUCCUGGAGGAUUAAUCAGUGUUGUUGCUUAUGUUGGCCACCCUGGUGGAAGGGAAGAAUAUGAAAUUGUCCGAGCUUUUGCUUCUGGGUUACCGGUCGAAAGAUGGGUAUGCAGCCACAUUCAGAUGUUAAACAAACCACUUGCACCAGCUCUUAUUUUUUUGUUCAAGAGAUGAAAUCAAUCUAUGUCAAAAACCCAUUUAAUGAACCUGGUCUAAAACACGGAUGACUGCAUCAUAAAAUUUGAUGUCUUUUACUCAUUUAUUGUUGUGCUUGUAUUCUAUGUUAUUAUAAUGGCCUCUGUUUGGGCUACUUGAUCGGCAAGUAAACUCCUAUCUUUCAAAUUGCUCUUCAAUGGA